AUGCAGAAGCAAAUGGUGGGUCGAUCAAUGUUGGUUAUUGGGUUACUGUUUUUGGUAGUGAGUGCAAAGGCUUUUGAUUGCCACCAAUCUGUGCUUAGUCUAAUACCCUGCCUACCCUUCGUUAUUGGUUUUGCCCCAACACCUGCCGCUCAAUGUUGCGUAGCGGUAGCGAGCUUGAACUCACAAGCUAAUACUAAAGAGCUGCGCCAAGAGCUAUGCAACUGUUUCGAAAAUUCAUUUAAGGCUUAUGGUUCGUAUGCUGAGAAAGCUAAACAAAUCCCAGAAUUAUGUCAUGUUCCAGUUCCUGUGCCCAUUGAUCCAAACGUUGAUUGUAGCACGAUUAAUUGA
Messenger RNA from Tripterygium wilfordii, 348 nucleotides. Its product is annotated as non-specific lipid-transfer protein-like. Lineage: Eukaryota; Viridiplantae; Streptophyta; Magnoliopsida; Celastrales; Celastraceae. Gene Ontology annotation, biological process: lipid transport. The coding region runs from base 1 to 348 and encodes 115 amino acids. Gene Ontology annotation, cellular component: membrane. The record is from RefSeq and is a predicted model, not a curated record. Gene Ontology annotation, molecular function: lipid binding. The transcript has 2 exons.